Messenger RNA from Cyprinodon tularosa, 2552 nucleotides. RefSeq names its product lysine-specific demethylase phf2-like. The coding region runs from base 247 to 1104 and encodes 285 amino acids. The record is from RefSeq and is a predicted model, not a curated record. Lineage: Eukaryota; Metazoa; Chordata; Actinopteri; Cyprinodontiformes; Cyprinodontidae. The transcript is spliced from 6 exons. Gene Ontology annotation, biological process: protein demethylation; regulation of transcription by RNA polymerase II. Gene Ontology annotation, molecular function: transcription coregulator activity; histone demethylase activity.
UGGUUUACCAUCUCUGUCCUCUUCCUCCUGCAGCAGAGCGCGGACUCCUCCGAUGAGGAGACCUUACACAUCGACACCGAGGCCAAGCCAGAGGUUAAAGGUCGUAACUCCAAGGUGAAGAAGAAGAGCGGGAGCGCCGCAGGGAUCCUGGAUCUGCUGCAGGCCAGCAAACAAGUGGGCGGGAUCGACUACAACACCCACAGUCAGCCGCCGGCGUCUCCCAGCACGCAGGAGGCCAUUCAGGGCAUGCUGUCCAUGGCCAACCUGUCCUCCUCGGACACCCUGGAGCAGCCCUGGAGCAACAGCCAGUCCAAGAGCAACUCGCAGAGCCUGCAGGCGUACAAGAAGAGCGGCGGGGCCACCGGCGGCGUCGGCAAGACGUCCAAUAAGAGGCUGCCGAAGAAACCCAGGAAGAGCAGCAGCAUGGAGAGCCUGGACUACGACGACGACGAGCAGGACCACAUGGACGCCUGCUUCAAGGACUCGGAUUACGUUUACCCGUCCUUGGAGUCUGAAGAGGACAAUCCUGUUUUCAAAUCCAGAUCCAAGAAGCGGAAAAGCAGCGAUGACACGCCGUACAGUCCUACAGCGCGCGUCGGACCUUCAGUUCCUCGGCAUGAGCGACCGGCCAGAGAGGGGGCCCGCGUGGCCUCCAUUGAAACGGGCCUGGCUGCAGCAGCGGCCAAGCUUUCUCAUCAGGAGGAGCAGCAAAGAACCAAGAAGAAGAAGAAAAGCACCAAGAAAAAGAGCAUCAUAGUGGAGGAGCUGCCAAAACACUCUCAGGACAGCAGCUCCCCGGAUCAUAAUGCCGACUCCCAGGACGGCAGCCUGACGGACCACGAGUUCGGCCCCGGAGCCGUCAAGUCUCCAGGAGGGGCGCAGCCCAUGGCACCGGGGAUCUUCCUCAGCCAGAGGCGGCCGUCCGUGUCUUCUCCCAACAACAGCACCAACUCGUCUAGUACCAACAGCAGCAGCACAGCCAAGGGGGACCGCCUGGGCACCACAGACGCCAAAGCUAAGCGGCUAAAGAAAGGAAUGGCAACAGCCAAACAGAGACUUGGAAAGAUCCUGAAGAUCCAUCGAAACGGGAAGCUCCUCCUGUAGCAUGCAGCGGUUCAGGGACCGGCUCCCAUCCCAGAGUCAACCUGCUCACCUAGAAAAGCCAACAAUGGGAGUUUAUGAAAAAAAACUUACUGAAACUCUAUGGGAGAGAAGGAAAAUCAUGCAUUUUUCAAUUUCUAAGAAGAACAUCACUCAGAUAGGUUUUUGCCUCUACUUAUACUUUAUAACUUUCAGAUAUUAAAGUGUACAGAAGCUAUUAUAAAUAUUUUUUAAGAGAACAUGUCUCAUUUUACUACAGCUGUCAUUUUAUCAGGGGUUGUUCAAUAGAAGUACAUUGCAGUCAUUCCAAGAUCCAUGGAAGUAUCCCCAGCAUGUUCUGUGUGCUUUGGGUGGCGCUCCUGAUGUGGUUACAGCUCUAUGUCUGCGCUGUGACUGGAUCUAGGUUCAGCUCUUGGUCCUUGUCCAGGUUUGGGUCCAGGAUCUUGGUCUUGGGUUGUCCUGGGUCGGGGAUCCAGCCUCUCAUCACCAAACUGAGGUCAAAGGUUCCUGAGGCAUCCGAUCGGAUCAGCGCCGAGCCCCAUCAGGGGCGGCUUUAUUUAUUCUAGUCUUUAGGUAGGAAAGGAGAAGCACAGGAUCAGAACCGAUGUCCAACGCACACGAGGACGCAGCGGAUCGGCGGGGGAAGUGACAGAGCAGCGUCGCCAUGGUGAUACUUCCUGUCUGCUUCUCUUUCCCAGGCAGCACCACCGCCCUGCUCCACUCUAGAGACUUUUUCUAUCCUUUUUCGCUCCAGAAUCUUUUUACUUAUUUCGAAUAAUGUAAAUCGAAAAGCGUCUAAGUGGGUUUGCAACCCGAUGACGUUGUGUUUCUGUAUUUUUAUUUGCUGGCUGUGGCGGUGCUGCCUGGAAACGGACAGGAAAUGAGCAACAUGUUGUCGUCAUAUGGCCUUACAUACACAAAGCUAACUGUAUUGUGAUUCUGUUUGAACAAGAAACGAAGCUUUGAGGAAAAACUGUAGUAAAGGAAAAAAGUUUCUGACCAGCCUCUUGUUCGACUUCUAGUAUCCUGAAGGUUUCAGAAUUAUUUUACUAGCACCUUGUGAAGUGUUUCUGUGUCGGUGAUGUAAUUUAUUAAUGUUUGUAGCUUUUUUAUACUUGUACAAUUCUUAAGAGGUUUGCUUUGGAAUAUGUUGUGAAAUGACCCUUUAAUUUGGUUAUUCUGUGCGAUGAUGCGUUUGAUGAUGCGUUUGAUGAUGCGUGUGUGCGUGCGUGCGUGCGUGUGUGUGUCGGAGGCAUCGCAUCAGACUCCCGCCCUGUGCCAUCAAACAUGCGUCCAUCACGUUUCCCCUCCUCCGCUCUCAGGACGUCGUCUCAGAAAAGACUUUUGUCCUUCAGCUUUUCUUUGUACAGUCCAUGUGUUGCUUGGUUGUGAUUUAUUUUUCUAUGUCUGACUCAUUAAAUGCAUCCACUGUUCCCCGGCAGUGAAUCCUA